Molecule: messenger RNA, 5395 nt
Organism: Sus scrofa (pig)
Lineage: Eukaryota; Metazoa; Chordata; Mammalia; Artiodactyla; Suidae
Gene: LENG8
Product: leukocyte receptor cluster member 8
Cellular component (GO): nucleus
Source: RefSeq, a predicted model, not a curated record
CGGACCAAAACAAGGUUGCGCGCACCUGCGCAGGGGAAGCGCGCUCUGCUGCCUGUGUCCCCUCGGGGCCACCGUCCCCACCUAGUGUUCCGGCUUGUGUUAAAGUGUCCAUUGCGUCAUUGCGUGGGCGGGAGGGCAGGCCUAAGUCAAGCUCGCGGCGUCUAUUGGCUGCCCGGGGCGGAGGGAGGCGUGGCGAGGCCUCAGCGUGACGUCAAGACGCCGCCGUCGGGACGUCAAAGCCCAAGGAAGAAAAGAGCCAGCCGGGUCGCGAGAAGUUCCGUCGUCCGCAGCCGUGCUGCCGUCGUUUAGAGCCACUGCUGGCGAGCCCCGGGGGUGUACGGCCGAGACAGUGAAAAAGCAGUCUGGCUCCCGAAGUCCACCCCUUACACCCCAGGGUCCAGAUGGCGGCCAACGUGGGUGACCAGCGUAGCACAGAUUGGUCCUCUCAGUACAGCAUGGUGGCCGGGGCAGGCAGAGAGAACGGCAUGGAGACCCCCAUGCACGAGAACCCGGAGUGGGAGAAGGCCCGCCAGGCCUUGGCCAGCAUCAGCAAAGCGGGAGCCGCCGGCAGCUCCGCCAAGGCCAGCAGCAACGGGCCUGUGGCCAGUGCACAAUACGUGUCCCAGGCAGAAGCCUCAGCUCUGCAGCAGCAGCAGUACUACCAGUGGUACCAGCAGUACAACUAUGCCUACCCGUACAGCUACUACUAUCCCAUGAGCAUGUACCAGAGCUAUGGCUCCCCCUCCCAGUACGGGAUGGCUGGCUCCUAUGGCUCAGCCACGCCCCAGCAGCCAUCUGCACCCCAGCACCAAGGGACCCUGAACCAGCCCCCGGUCCCGGGCAUGGAUGAAGGCCUGUCCUACCAGGCCCCCCCCCAGCAGCUGCCGACGGCCCAGCCCCCUCAGCCCUCAAACCCGCCGCAUGGGGCCCAUCCUCUGAGCAGCGGGCCCCAGCCGGGCACAGCCCCCGCCACUCAGCACAGCCAGGCAGGGCCCGCGUCGGGCCAGGCCUAUGGGCAGCACACCUACACGGAGCCCGCCAAGCCCAAGAAGGGCCAGCAGCUGUGGAACCGCAUGAAACCAGCCCCUGGGACCGGUGGUCUCAAGUUCAACAUUCAGAAACGGCCUUUUGCUGUCACAAGCCAAACCUUCAGCUCCACCGCGGAGGGCCAGCACGGCGGCUUCGGCCCCCAGCCCAACCCCGAGAAAGCCCAGAACCACAGGGGGCACCUGUCUGGGAAGCCUGACGACUGGCCGCAGGACAUGAAGGAGUAUGUGGAGCGCUGCUUCACGGCCUGCGAGUCGGAGGAGGAUAAGGACCGGACCGAGAAGCUGCUCAAGGAGGUGCUGCAGGCCCGGCUCCAGGACGGCUCGGCCUACACCAUCGACUGGAGCCGGGAGCCCCUGCCAGGGCUGACUCGGGAGCCUGUGGCUGAAAGCCCCAAGAAGAAGCGGUGGGAGGCCCCUAGCAGCCUCCACUCUCCGAGGGGGGCAGGCUCAGCAACCAGGGGCGGGGGUGCCCAGUCCCAGCGAGGGACGCCCGGGGCUGGGGGUGCUGGCCGAGCCCGGGGCAGCAGCUUCGCCAAGUUCGGCAACCGCAAUGUCUUCAUGAAGGACCACAGCUCCUCCUCCAGCACGGACUCGCGUUCCCGCUCCUCCUCCCGGUCCCCGACCCGCCACUUCCGCCGCAGUGACUCCCACUCGGAUUCCGACAGUUCCUACUCAGGGAAUGAGUGUCACCCCGUGGGGCGCAGAAACCCUCCCCCUAAGGGCCGGGGAGGCCGGGGGGCCCACAUGGACCGGGGCCGAGGCAGGGCGCAGCGUGGGAAGAGGCAUGAUCUAGCGCCCACCAAGCGCAGCCGCAAGAAGAUGGCGGCCCUGGAGUGCGAGGACCCUGAGCGCGAGCUGAAGAAGCAGAAGCGGGCGGCGCGCUUCCAGCACGGCCAUUCCCGCCGCCUGCGCCUGGAGCCCCUGGUGCUGCAGAUGGGCAGCCUGGAGAACAGCGGGGCCGACCCCGACUGGCAGGAGCUGCAGAUCGUGGGCACCUGCCCUGACAUCACCAAGCACUACCUGCGUCUCACCUGCGCCCCAGACCCGUCCACUGUGCGCCCCGUGUCCGUUUUGAAGAAGUCGCUGUGCAUGGUCAAGUCCCACUGGAAGGAGAAGCAGGACUACGCCUUUGCCUGUGAGCAGAUGAAGUCCAUCCGGCAGGACCUGACGGUGCAAGGUGUGCGAACUGAGUUCACGGUGGAGGUGUACGAGACACAUGCCCGCAUCGCCUUGGAGAAGGGAGACCACGAAGAGUUCAACCAGUGCCAGACGCAGCUCAAGUCCCUGUACGCCGAGAACUUGCCGGGCAACGUGGGCGAGUUCACUGCCUACCGCAUCCUCUACUACAUCUUCACCAAGAACUCAGGAGACAUCACCACGGAGCUGGCCUACCUGACGCGGGAACUGAAAGCGGACCCUUGUGUGGCCCACGCCUUGGCACUCCGGGCCGCCUGGGCUCUGGGCAACUACCACCGCUUCUUCCGGCUCUACUCCCACGCGCCCUGUAUGUCUGGCUACCUCGUGGACAAGUUUGCAGACCGGGAGCGCAAGGCUGCCCUCAAGGCUAUGAUCAAAACGUAUGUGAAGCCGAGCUUCCCUGCUGUCCCUCUGCUCUGCGGCAGCCGCCGCCCUCGUUCCCCCUCCCUCUCUCCCCUGCUCUGCCCUCAGGGGUCACCAGGCCUCCAGCUCCCCUCCCCGGUCUCGCUCCCCGGGUCACCUUCCCACACUCUGCCGUUCUCGCCAGGCCUCCUGCUCUUCUGCACACCGCCCUCCUCUGUGUCCCUCCCUCCGUCACUCUCUCGCUCAGGGCUCGUGGGUCCCCCUGCUCGCAUCACCUGGACCCCAGUUGUCUCCUUGCUCCGGCCUCCCCUCCCGCUUUCCUCUCCGGUCACUGGGCCCUGCUCUCUGGGGACAACCAGCAGAGCUGGCCCUACCCUCGGCAGCUGUGGUCAGAGGGUCAAGGACCCGGUCCCCUUGAGCUCCUCCGAGAGCAGGCGUGACGUGGGGCAAGCUAGGCCCGGACAGCACUCAGCAGGGUGCCCUCCGUUCACCACAAGGGGUGGGCUCACUGUUAUGGUGGGAGGGAGGCGCCCCGGGGUAAGGUGAUGGCAGCACACAGCGUCCCGCGUCACAGCCCGGGUGCGCCUGGCCUCCCCCAGGGGCCUUGAAUGUUGAAGGGAGAGUGGGGCCCAGGCAGUGGAGGGGAAGGAGUGGGGCACAAACAGGGGGUAGGGUGUAUGGGACCUGCUUUCCAGCCGAGGACCCAGGAGGGGACCCUGGCUGCCCCGAGUGCUGCUCCCGGGGCCAUAGCGGACAGGUUACCAUUUCUCCUUGUUUUUCACGCCCUUGGCCUUGUGUUCUUCUUCCUCCCGCCACUGAAGGUGGUGCCACUUCUCCUGGGCAGAGCCGGUUGGGCCUGGGCCAGCUUCGGAGUUGGGGGUGCAGGGUGGGCUGCAGCCUCUCCUAUGCCCCCCCGGGAGGGACAUCCAGGGUGGCAACAGUGUUUUUAGGCUUGAGGCAAGACUGGUUCAAAUACUUUCUGCCAGUUACUGCCCAGGCGACACUGGCCAAGUGGCUUUGUUCUCGGGUCUGUAAAGGUAGGACCGCACAGCUUAGGGAGGUGGGGAGGGAGUUCAUGCUGCGGCACCUGGAAGAGCUCAUUCCCGGCGCCGGCUGGGCCUCCGACCAGCCAGGUCCCCCAGGGUAGCCGUCAGCCCUGCCGCCCCGUGCCUGUCCCCUGCCCCUCGGUCACAGUGGGCCUUCUUCUGAGGGUCUGCCCAGGCCCCAGCCAGCAGAAGAGCUGGCGGGGCCCUUCCCUCCUAGUCCCUCCUCCCGGUCCCCCCACCCCUGCACAGGUAAGUGAGGGCGAGGGGGGGCGCAGCCGGGGCUGGGGCUCCCAACCCCACCCCGGGCCCCCCCGAGCCCGAGGUGGGGAGGCUGUGGGCUGGUGGUGGGGUCAGCAGGUAACGUGCUGAGGAAACCUUUUGGGUACCUGAAUGGGGGGGCACCCACUCCCUGCUCGUGGGGCGCUCCCCAGUCCGCCGCCCGCCUCAUCGCAUUCUCCUCUUGUCUCCGUAGCUUCCGCCCUGCGCUGCCAGUCUCCUACCUGCAGGCCGAGCUGGCCUUCGAGGGCGAGGCCGCCUGCCGGGCCUUCCUAGAGCCCCUAGGCCUGGCCUACACGGGCCCGGACAACUCCAGCAUCGACUGCCGCCUCAGCCUGGCGCAGCUGUCAGCCUUCUGAGCACCAGCGCCGACGGGGGCGGGGGGCAGGGCUGCAGCCCCCCAGCACCGCCUUGGCACAUUUUGUUUUUGAGCCAUGGACUUGGGUUGUAAAUUAAUUUGUGGGGAUUGGGCUCCAGGACGAGCCACCACCCCUGCCCCCGUUUUCCCACCGGGGAGUCUGUACAGAGAUGUUUUCUACAUUUUUAUUUUUUGCCUCAGAGGGAUGGGAUGGGAUGGGAUGGGAUUUGGGGGGGCAGCGGAGGGCUGGGGGCAGGGUCUGUGGGCUGCUCUGUGUCCGCCUUGCACCUCCACUAAUGCUGUCUCAGUGUUUUUUCUCUCUCUCUCUCGAGCUUGUACUCCGGUACCGACCCGGCACCCUGGCCCAUCCCAUGCCGGGGGGGCCAGUGGAAGAGGACAGGCCGCUCCGCCCGUGCCCGCCUGCGGCGGGGGCACCAGCACACCAGCCCGCCGCCCGCCGCCCCAUCUGCCUCACCACAGACUCUUGUUGCCCAGCCCUCCGGGGCCUCAGUGUUUGGGGCGAGGGGAGCCGCGUAGAGACUGUGCCCUGCCCUCGGCCCCCGACCCCAGAAAUGCCAACACCUCUCCACCACCAGAUCCACGCCACCAUGCUGCACUGAGGACUCCGGAGGCCAUCGCGGGACCUGACGGCCGGGCCGCCUCGUCUGCAGUUGUAUUGAGUUGUCUCCGUGUCCCCUUCUCCCUCUACCCCCAAUGUUUCUCUGGUUUUUUUUUCCCUCCCUCCCCCUCCUCCCCUGCUCCUCCCUUGGUUCAGCACAGGUAAAACGGUUACCCUCCCGCCCUGCCUCAUGGAUCACCAGCUCACGUCAUGUUUCCUCCUCUUUUCUUUUUGUGUGUGUUUAUUUAAGUUAUUUUUUUUCUUCCUCCCCUUUUCUUUUCCGUCCUCCCUCCCUCUUCUGCCAUGUAACUGGAGGAUGUGCAAUGAGUUUGCGAACAGCUGGACUGUCAGGCUGCUUUUUUUCCAGAUGUUCCUCCUCUGCCUCCCCUCCCCUCCUCUCCCCUCCCCUUUCCUUCCUUCACUCUUUCCUUGGAGCACUGAGCGCCAUUUGGAAGCUUGAGACCCAAAAUUAAAGAGAGAGAGCGAG